Molecule: messenger RNA, 627 nt
Organism: Anoplopoma fimbria (sablefish)
Lineage: Eukaryota; Metazoa; Chordata; Actinopteri; Perciformes; Anoplopomatidae
Gene: nrsn1l
Product: neurensin 1-like
Exons: 3
Coding region: 1-627 (208 amino acids)
Biological process (GO): nervous system development
Cellular component (GO): neuron projection; neuronal cell body; transport vesicle
Source: RefSeq, a predicted model, not a curated record
AUGGCGCUGUGCUCCGAGGCCUGUGUCUCUGGCUCAGGAGGAGAAUCCUCCGGGAGUGAGGCGGGUUCUAGCUGUCUUCAGUUUGGGGUUCGUUCCUAUCUGCACCACUUCUACGAGGAGUGCUCGUCCUCCAUGCGGGAGAGAGACCCGGAGGAUCCGAGGUUCGUCCAGAGGCGGAGGUCAACCCUGUGGUGGAAUUCAGCAGUCUGGAAGGUGUACCUGGCCCUGGGUCUCCUGAUCCUGACUGCAGGUGUUGCCAUCCUGUCAGUCGGUUACUCCACUCCCCAUAGAAUUGAGUCGUUCGGAGAGGGUGACCUGUUUUUUGUGGACACCCAGGCCGUCAGCUUCAACAGGGGGCUGCACCUCAGCACUGCGGUCGGGAUCGGGCUCUCCUGUCUUGGAUCGGCCAUGGCGGUGAUGGGGGUCGUCGUUAUGAUCCUCCCCAGGGCCAAUUUGAAAGAGAGGCUGUUCCACAGACCGGGGGAAAGGGGACGGAGAGGAGAGUCUGGGUCAAAAUGGAGGGGCUUUAGGGAUCCCAGGGAUGUGGUCACUAAGCCUCCAGGUAUAGAAGAGGGGAAGAUACCCGUCACUCUGUCGGAGGUGGAGAAUGUGCAGUCCGCCUCUUAA